Molecule: messenger RNA, 3657 nt
Organism: Pomacea canaliculata
Lineage: Eukaryota; Metazoa; Mollusca; Gastropoda; Architaenioglossa; Ampullariidae
Product: importin-9-like
Exons: 25
Coding region: 59-3178 (1039 amino acids)
Biological process (GO): protein import into nucleus
Cellular component (GO): nuclear envelope; cytosol
Molecular function (GO): small GTPase binding
Source: RefSeq, a predicted model, not a curated record
AUGUAGAUUUUACUUUUUUUACUAUUUUGUGUUUUCAUUCGAACCAAAGUUUUGCAAAAUGGCGGGAGCUAGUGGAGAUCGAAAUCAAUCACUGAAAGAAACUAUUUACGAAAGUCUUUCAGCAAUACUUUCGCCGGACCACGCCACGAGGUCGAAUGGUGAAGAUCAGAUCAAAGCUCUUGAAGUUACUGAAGAAUUUGGUGUUUUUCUUGCUGAGAUAACUGUUGACCCUACAGGACCAUUGGCUAUUCGUCAACUUGCUUCAGUUCUUUUAAAGCAGUAUGUCCAAGGCCAUUGGUCAGAGCAAUCAGGAAAGUUUCAUCCACCUGAAACAACUAUUGCAGCCAAGGAACAGAUCCGACAGUUACUGCCUGUGGGACUGUCCGAAUCCAUCAGCAAAGUACGAUCAAGCGUGGCUUAUGCCAUAUCAGCCAUUGCACACUGGGACUGGCCAGAGCACUGGCCUGAUCUCUUCCCACUCCUAAUGCAAGCACUGACCAGUGGUCUACCUGAUCCUGUGCAUGGGGCAAUGCGUGUGCUGUCAGAAUUUUCUCAGGACAUUACUGAUACACAGAUGAGUCAGGUUUCUCCAAUUAUUUUACCAGAACUGUACAAGAUUUAUUUGGGUGCAGAGGUAUACAGUGUGAGGACAAGAUCCAGAGCAGUUCACAUAUUUAAUAUCUUUGCAGGGAUGAUAUCUGUCAUGGAGGAGGUGAAGAAGUCUUCAGGAAGGCAUCUACUAUUUCCUGUCCUUCCACAAUUUGUUGAGGCCUUCCUUCAAGGUCUAAAGGUUCCUGAUGGACCUUCAUCAGACAGUGGUCUCAGGCGUGAAAUUAUCAAGGCACUGACAACAUUGCUGAAGGGUUUUCCAAAGCAAAUGUCUGGCUACCUCCCGCAAAUACUUCCUUCUAUCUGGAACAUUUUUACUCAGAGUGCAGAAUUCUAUGUUCGGACAGUUGUGAACAAUGUAGAAGAUGCUGAUGAUCCUGUGGACUCAGAUGGUGAAGUGCUGGGAUUUGAGAACCUUGUGUACAGUGUCUUUGAGUUUGUCCACGCCCUCAUUGAUACAUCCAGGUAUCGCAGCACUGUAAAGAGUACCAUUGACCAGAUCAUCUAUUACAUCAUCAUCUAUAUGCAGAUGACAGAGGAUCAGAUUCGCCUCUGGUCAGUGAACCCUGACCAGUUUGUUGAGGAUGAAGAUGAAGACAGCUUCUCAUACUCUGUACGCAUCUCUGCACAAGACUUGCUUCUGUCUUUGUGCAGCGAAUUUCGCAAGGAAUGUGCACCAGCAUUGUGCCAGUCAGUCACACGCCAUCUGCAAGAAUCAGAUGCAAAUAAAAACACCGGAAAUGAACACUGGUGGAAGCUGCACGAGUCCUGCAUGUUGGCCAUGGGUUCAGUACAGCAGAUGGUGUUGGAAGCCAUACAAAAAGGCAAAGUGCAGUUCUACCUCACAGGUUUUUUACAGUCUGUUGUUCUCGAUGACAUGAACUUCUCAGCAUCUCCAUUUUUGAUUGGUCGAUGCUUGUGGACAGCCAGUCGCUACACCGAAGCCAUGAACACAGAAUUAAUUAGCAGAUUUUUGCAGGCAACAGUAGGAGGACUCCACCCAACACAGCCACCAACAGUAAGAAUCAGUGCAGUACGAGCAGUGUUUGGUUUCUGUGAUCACUUAAAAGGAACAGGCAACAUACAGCUUCUGGCACCAUAUCUGGAAAACAUUCUUGAUGGCUUAGUUGCUGUGGCAACACAGUUCUCAACAGAAGUGCUGGGGCUGUGUUUGGAAACUUUGUCUGUAGUUGUUACAGUUGAUGCUGCUUUCACAGCCUCCCAUGAAAACAAGAUUGGACCUCUGGCUGUAGCUAUUUUCCUCAGACAUGCUGGAGAUCCAUUUUUGGUGUCACUGGUACUAGACUUGAUAAAAGAGCUUGUAUCAAACCCCUCCUGUUCCCAGACAAUCCAAGCUCGAAUUUUGCCCACUCUUUCCAGUGUGCUGACAGCACCUUCUGAGAAAAUCUCCCCUGGACUUGCCUCAGUAUCACUGGAUCUUUUAGCCACAGUGAUAAGAGCAAGUCCUCUGCCCCUUUCAGAAGCAGCGAUGUCAUCUUUUCUUCCAGCAGUUCACUGUGUUGUGAAAACAGAUGAUAGCAGCACAAUGCAGAGUGGUGGAGAGUGUAUGCGUGCUUAUGCUUCAGUGGCAAUGGAACAACUUGUUGCAUUCAGGGACGACUUUGGCAACAAUGGUGUACAUUACCUGGUGCAAGUAAUCAACAAACUACUAGAUCCAAAGACCUCUGAGCAUACAGCAGCAUUUGUAGGCCGGCUGGUUGCUGUGGUCAUCAGUCGUUGUGGGGCUUCACUGGGGGAUAGUCUUGACCUUAUGCUGCGAAGUGUGCUAAGUAAAAUGCAGCAGGCAGAAUCUUUAUCAGUCAUGCAGAGCCUAUUGAUGAUCUUCGCACACCUACUGAACAUUCAGUUGGAAGCAGUUCUGGAGUUUCUUACCAGUGUUCCAGGACCUACAGGCAAACCAGCCCUGGAGUUUGUCUUGCUAGAGUGGUGCUCUCGCCAACAUCUUUUCUAUGGCAGUUAUGAACGCAAAGUCAGUUCCCUUGCACUUGCAAAACUUCUCCGACAUGCCAUAAUGACGAAUGAUCCACGCCUGCAGAACAUAACUGUACCAGGAGAGCUUAUUGUGCAAUCAGACUCACAAGAGCAAGUCAAAACACGUUCAAAAUCUGUCACAAAUCCUGAUCAGUGGACUAUGAUCCCAGUGUUAGUCAAAAUGUACAAACUGCUUAUCAAUGAGCUCUCCAACCAGCUGGAGGCAGCAAUUGCACGGAGGGAAGAGGAUGCUGAGGAGGAAGAUGACGAUGAUGAUCAGAACGAGUGUGAUGAGGGUGAAGAUAAUGAUGAGCUGGAAUGUGAAGAGGAUGUUGCCGGACAAUCACUGUCAAGUCUGUUGGAUGAUUUUGUUGGCAGUUAUCAAGGAUUUGGUCUUGAUGAGGAUGAAGAUGAUGACCCAGAUACAGCUAGUGAUCCAGUCAACCAAGUAGACCUGCAGGCAUACCUGACAGAAUUUCUUCAGACACUGUCAACACAAGUCUGCUACAGCAUGUUCAGUGCCCACCACAAUGCUGCUGAAACUCAGGUGCUUCGUGCCAUCAAUAUCAACCUCUGACCAAGUCUCUUGUCUCUUCUUUACUCCUCCCGUCAUAAACCCAUCCAAGUUUGCAUUUAUCAUCUGCGUCUACAAUUGGACACAGUAUUUUGCAAGAGGAAGAGUGUUUCCAGUCUGCAUUCUUUUCUUCCUGUGGCAUUGUGGUCUUUUUUUUUUUUCCCCCCCCCCCCAGUGGCCAAAGGAGUAUAAAUUAUAACAACCUUCUAAUAAUCUGUUUUUAACUUUAAUAGUAGCUCUUGAAUCCAAAGAAGCAAAGUGUUUAACUGAGAAGUGCAACAUGUUUUUAACUGUUGUUUUAAUUUAUUUUUUAACUGAUGAGUGACAGGUAAGUAUUUUUCGGGUCUUAAGCUGAAGUACUUGAGUAACGAUGGGUUGUUGGUAGUGAAAGUGUCUGAAUCCUGUCAGCUGAGUGAGUGAAAUGAGUCACUGUUGGGUUGUCAAAUCGUUGGUGAAAAGUUGAAAUGCAUGUUGUUAAAGUU